AAAGUGGGGGGAAAAAAAGAAAGAAAAAGCAAAGAUAUAAAUCGAAUUAUGAUAGGAUCGCGUUGAAUGCAUUUGAAUAUGGCGGAAAAAUAUCUGUCCGCGCUGCGAGCUGCAGUGCUGCCAGCACGGAAGUAUACGGUGACGCUAUGCUCAAGCUUCGCUCCCUCCAAAACCAGCGCGUACGUUGGCAACAUUGUUUUUUGGUAGUUUACAAAUAAAAUGGCCGAUAUAUGAGGCUAUUUUGUAUGGACAAUAAAAUAUGGAAUUUUAUAAAAUUAAUGACGGUCGGUCGCGUACAUGUGCGAGUUAAUGUGGAAAAGUCGCGUCGUAAAGUACGGUAAAAUAUCGUGGAGUGUAAGUGAGCGUGUGGGAGUGCCGUUAGAGAAAGGUGGAGGUUGUCUUCGAAGACCCGUGGACGCCGAGAAGACCGAUAGGAAGAAUCGGUGAGGCGGUACGAUCUAAAGAGUACCGUUGGGAUCGCCGUAUUAAUUUCGGUGGCGCACGGUGGCGCGGCAAACUAUAGAAAAACACGGCUCUAGAAUAGGCGAACUCUGGUUUUGCGGGUGCACACGGGGCCCCCUCUGCCGCCUGCACCAAAUUUUCGGGGACCCUCGCCUCCGCCACCCGGAGGCUGCGUGCGUCGGAGCCAGAGGGGUCGAAGCGCGCCAACACAGAAUUUCGAACCAUUUACAUAUCUUAUGCCACGCAUGACCAUCACGAGGUCUUGAUAAGACCCUUGGUGCUCCUUUAUUACAUAUUACCUUGUGACUGUCUAAAAGUACUUUCAAUGUUUCUAGUAUUACUCAUAUAAGUGACCGGUUAGAUCCUACUCAGACAGAUAUGUUACCCAAAGCAUGUAAUCAAGAAGAAGAAAGAGGAGUGUGACCGGUAGGUUGACUUAGACCCAAUCAAAAUAUUUCCAUCCGAUCAAUUUGUCAUAGUGGAGAGAAUUUGUACAGAGGAUGCGUUGACAGAGACAGAGAGGCCUACCGAUAUAGCCUCCAGCCAAACCAACCCCUCCAUUGUUACCCUUGCAAAUAUGUGUACAACCCCUGGCAACGCCGGAGCAGGAUUCGGGUAUGCCUGGUCCUUUGGUGGGCCUGGUACCGAAACCCGAGAGAACGCACAGAGCGAGCUUGCUACAAAUAUUAGUUACGCUGUUAAUAACAAUCAGGACCAAGGUUCCAGUCAAAAGAUACAAGUCGAUAUCAAACCAGCAAAAAACGUUAAUAGUGCUCAUCGCAGACCUAUGUUCGCUAUGAAUGAAAGUUGUCAACAAACUCCUACUACCCACCACGGUCACACAGGAGCUCAUAAUCAAACACAUGGUUCUCAUGUUCGCACUAAAAAGCAUCAUGAUGUUUUCCCAUUGAAUUGUGAAAAGGGAGGUUGUCAGUGUGAUGCUUCACAACCAACGCCUCCACCUUCUCUAUUUUCAAACACCUUAGUUUUUACCACAGCUGAUAAGCAUGCCAUGAGUAAGCAUUUCAUGACACCGCUUGGACCUUUGCAGCUUACUGCAGAAGAGUGCAAUGAAAUUUUAAUGAAAAGGGCAGCAGCUGCAUCUAAUCAAGCAAACUCCAAUAACGUUACUACCAGUCAAACGGAUGGCACAGCUCACUUUGGACACGUCUUGACUCAUGUAAACACUACUCAAAUCGAGACUAAAGUUAAGCAACAGCAAGAUAUGGGGAGCCAAGUUCGUGUACCUAAGGAAAGACCAUAUUCCUGUUCUGAAUGUGGGAAGUCAUUUCUACUGAAGCAUCAUUUAACCACACAUGCAAGAGUACACACAGGAGAGAGACCUCAUAUAUGCGUUCAUUGUGGCAAGAGUUUCGCUCACAAACAUUGUCUUCAUACCCACUUGCUCUUACACAGUGCGGAAAGACCUUAUCAAUGUCGAGAAUGUAAAAAGUCCUUUACGUUAAAACAUCACCUUGUAACACAUACUCGGGUACAUACAAGAGAGAGGCCAUUUGUUUGCCAGGAAUGUGGAAGAGCGUUUCCUCUUAAACGCCAUUUAGUCACUCAUAGUAAAUUUCAUUCUGGAGAAAGGCCAUUUGUUUGCGAAGAAUGUGGAGAAUCCUUUUCGCAAAAGGAUCAUUUAACAAUGCAUUCGCGCUUCCAUGGCAGUUUACAUCCAUUUGUUUGUCAUGAUUGUGGGGCUACGUUUCAAAGGAAGUUUGAACUAGUAAACCAUGGUCGGUUACAUGGUAGGAUUCCACAUUCGUGUACUGUUUGUGGUAAAGAAUUUUUACAGAAGAGAACGCUAUUAGCACACAUGCGUUUACAUACAGGAGAAACACCUUUUGCUUGCACCGUUUGUGGAGAGGCAUUCCCGCGUAAAGUAGAUUUAGUUACGCACUCCAAGAUUCACAAUAACAAUACGAGUACAGAUGAAAAGUCUCUUACGUGCAGGGAGUGUGGAUUAGAUUUUCCAAACAGAGAAGCCCUUACCUUACACUUAAGGCUACAUUCUGGUGAUCGAACAUUAGUAACGGAUUUAUGUGGGUUAGCAGCUGCCUUCCAACAAACUCCUGGACACUUCCUAACUCCAAAUACUCCUGGAACCCACCAGAUGAAUGGACCUAUCGGAACACCCGGUGUUAGCCAUAUGCACGGUGCAACGCAAACAUCGCCACCAGUUGGUUCGGGUCCUAAACCAAAACCACAUAUCUGUCCGGAUUGUGGCCGCGGAUUUGCUCAAAAGCAUGGACUGUCGCAACAUCAACGACGCCACACGGACGGCAGUUGUCAUAUAAGGUCACACGUGUGUGACAAGUGUGGAAAGGCUUUCUUCCAGAAGAAUCAUUUGUUAUUACAUCAACGUCAGCACAUGGAUCCUCCGCCGAGUAUACUUCGGCAACAACAAAGACAAGCGGCACAAGCCGCCGCUCAACAAGCUCAACAGCAACAGCAAGCCCAGCAACAGCAGCAGGCGCAGCAGCAGCAGCAGGUCCAGCAGCAACAGCAGGCGCAGCAGCAGCAGCAGGCGCAACAGCAGCAGCAGGCGCAACAGCAACAGGUUCAACAGCAGCAGCAGCAGCAGCCACAGCAACAACAACAAACGUGUACCGUCGAUACUAAAACAAUUCAGUUGCAAGCAAUACAGCAACAAGUUCAACAACAAGUCCAGCAACAGGUACAACAGCAGCAGCAACAGCAGCAACAACAAGCGUGUUCCGUGGACACAAAAGCAAUACAGUUGAAUGUCACCAUGUGAGACGGUUUAAAGCGAAGGGACUGGAAAGUCCCCGGAACAAUAGCACUCCCAAAUGCGCACCCUGCUGCCACCCUCUGCACGCACUUCUCUUGUACUAACAUUACAUACUAGAUAUAUUUAUUAUCUAUAGAGUCGAGUACGAAGUAAUCAAUUUUAUUACAAGAGUAUAUAUACAAAGUAUACAUAUUAUUAUAUUCUAAUAAUGUAAGGCUUGUAACAAGAAAAUAAAAAUAA
Molecule: messenger RNA, 3457 nt
Organism: Vespa crabro (European hornet)
Lineage: Eukaryota; Metazoa; Arthropoda; Insecta; Hymenoptera; Vespidae
Product: zinc finger protein 2-like
Exons: 3
Coding region: 1040-3223 (727 amino acids)
Biological process (GO): negative regulation of transcription by RNA polymerase II
Molecular function (GO): DNA-binding transcription repressor activity, RNA polymerase II-specific
Source: RefSeq, a predicted model, not a curated record